AUAAGUAUGUAAUCUGUAUGUCAAGGAGUGUCUUCCAAGACAUGAAAAGGAUGGGAUCUUUGACUCUGAAGGUCCUGACAAAGGAGAGAGCUAGACUGGUGUCCACUGGUCUUCUCCAUCCUGAUCCACUGAUUCUGAGGGGCUACUUGUUGGGAGGGAAGGCACCGCCCUCCUCCCCCAGGGUUGGUUCUGUUGCUGUUAUCUCUUCAUUUCUGUCACCCUUCCCCUCAGGGUCAUGAGCAGAAUAAAUUGGAUCAGUGCUUCUGAAUUCCUCCUCCUGGAGCUCUCUGGGAAAACCAUUCACCAGCCGUUGCUGUUUGGCCUAUUUCUCUCCAUGUACCUGGUCACAGUGACUGGCAACAUGCUGAUUGUCCUGAUUAUCACCUCCAAUGCUCGCCUCCACAUUCCCAUGUAUUUCUUCCUUACCAACCUCUCCUUGACUGACAUAGCCUCUAUCUCUACCACGGUUCCCACGAUGCUGGAAAAUAUUUGGACUGAGAAUCAGACCAUCUCCUACAUUGAGUGCUUGACACAGCUUUAUUUCUCUAUUGUCUUUGUCAUGGUAGAUAACUUCCUCUUGGCCACCAUGGCCUAUGACCGUUAUGUGCCCAUCUGCCAGCCUCUCCACUAUGCCAUGGCCAUGUGCCCAGGUCUUUGUGCUCUGCUGGCCACCAUGUCUUGGAGCUUCACCAACUUGGUUGCUUUGGUUCACAUUUUGUUGCUAGCCCAGCUGCAGUUCUAUAGGGGCAAUACUGUUCCCCGCUUCUUCUGUGACAUGCCCCUGCUGCUACAGCUGGCCUGCUCUGACACUUACCUCAACCAGCUCUUGAUCUUGGUCUUGGGAGGCUUUGCCAUCCUUCUCCCAUUUGGACUCAUCCUGGCAUCCUACGUCUACAUCAUCAUGGCGGUCUUCAAAAUCCCAGCAGCCAAUGGCCAAUGGAAGGCUUUUUCUACCUGUGGCUCCCAUCUUACUGUAGUCACUCUGUUCUACGGGACCAUCAUUGGUGUUUACUUCUUGCCAUCCUCGACACACUUUGCUGGAGGUGACAAAGUAGCUGCUGUGAUGUUUACUAUGGUGCCUCCCAUGCUGAAUUCAUUCAUAUACAGCCUUAGGAACCAGGACAUAAAGAGGGCCCUGGGGAAACUGAGGUUCCAGAGGAGACCAUUUUCCUUGGUCAGGAAAUGCUGUGAGCUGGGCAACUGCUAGACCCGGAGCAUGCCCAUCAGCAGGGGACAACUUCUCUGAAGCAGCAUCUCCAGGUGAUAGAAUCUAGGACUGCUAGCCCUAGAAGCUGCUAUAGAGAUAUCUUGGUUUGAUCUUCUCCCUGCCAGAUGAUCUGUGUUCUCUAAUCUCGAUGGGGCUUCCCUUCAGAAAGGCAAUCCUCUUCCUUCUCCUGUCUGAUAGAUUCUCUAUCCUUUCACCCCUCAAAUAUUCCAAAAUUUCUCAUGUCUCCUUAAGCCUGCCACCCACUCAGCUGAGGGCUGUGCCUCAAAUAACAUUGAAAAAAUGAAGAGACUAUGUAUUUGAGGCUAUGCCAGUCUAACAUUGUUGCCUUUUGUGACAAUAUUAUUGAAUUCGUAGAUGAGGAGAAUUCUGUGGAUGAAAUUUACCUAGACUUUAGCAAAGGUUUUCAUAAAGUAUUUCAUACUCUUCUAGUGGGAAGAUGGAGAGAUGUGGAGUAGGAGAUAACAUUAUUCAAGUUGGAUGGCUGGACUCCAAGAGUUGCAAAUGGUUCACUGUCAGUGUGGCAGGAAGUCUCUAGGGGAGUGCCACAGGGAUCUGGGUGUGGUCCUGCACUCUAAUGACAUUGAUAUUAUGUUCAUACAUUUGCAGUUGACACAAAGCAAGUUGGCACACUAAAGGAUGGAGUGAGGAUCCAAAAGGACCUUGGCAGGCUAGAGUAUUGGACUACAUUUGAUGUCAUAAAAUUCAGUAGGAAUAAAUAUAAAGUCUUGCAUUCAGA
Vombatus ursinus (common wombat) is the source of this 1964-nucleotide messenger RNA. Its product is annotated as olfactory receptor 1361-like. The transcript has a single exon. Gene Ontology annotation, cellular component: membrane. Gene Ontology annotation, biological process: G protein-coupled receptor signaling pathway. Gene Ontology annotation, molecular function: G protein-coupled receptor activity; olfactory receptor activity. Bases 236 to 1207 code for a protein of 323 amino acids. NCBI's taxonomy places the organism in Eukaryota, Metazoa, Chordata, Mammalia, Diprotodontia, Vombatidae. The record is from RefSeq and is a predicted model, not a curated record.